AAAAAUAGCCAAAUCUAUUUGUCUGAAAACUUAAUUAAAACCAAUUGCUACUCUCCUUAAAAACUGUUUUCUUGGGCUUCCCUGGUGGCGCAGUGGUUGAGAGUCCGCCUGCCGAUGCAGGGGACACAGGUUCGUGACCCGGUCCGGGAAGAUCCCACAUGCUGCGGAGCGGCUGGGCCCGUGAGCCAUGGCCACUGAGCCUGCGUGUCCGGAGCCUGUGCUCCGCAACGGGAGAGGCCGCAACAGUGAGAGGCCCGCGCACCGCAAAAACAAACAAACAAACAAAAAAACUGUUUUCUUUUUUAAAUUUUACUUAUUUUUUCUGAAUUUUAUUUUAUUUUUUUAUACAGCAGGUUCUUAUUAUCUAUUUUAUGCAUAUUAGUGUGUGUAUGUCAAUCCCCAUCUCCCAAUUCAUCCCACCACCACCACCCCGCCACUUUCCGCCCUUGGUGUCCAUACGAAAAACUCUGUUUUCUGAGUUGAGUGAUCCUUAGGCUCACAGAAUCAGUCCCGGUUUUCUCAAUCCCUCUUCUACGGGCACAGCUGAGAAGGCGGUUUGUUUAGGCAGGAAGGAUUACAACUCCCAGAGUGCCCCUGUGCGGUUGUCAGGAGCAACCACGGAAUGCAGACUAACAGAGCCGCUGGACUCAGGACUAUCCAGCCAGCCAUGGGCCAGGAUUAUUACUCUGUGCUCCAGGUCACUCGCAAUUCAGAAGAUGCCCAGAUCAAGAAUGCGUACCGGAAACUUGCCCUUAAGAACCACCCGUUGAGGUCCACUGAGCCAUCCGCAGCGGAGGCAUUCAGGCAAAUAGCGGAGGCCUACGAUGUGCUGAGCGACCCUGUGAAAAGAGGCAUCUAUGACAAGUUCGGAGAGGAAGGCCUGAAGGGCGGAAUUCCUGUGGAGUUUGGAUCGCAGACCCCGUGGACAACUGGUUACGUCUUCCACGGCAACCCGGAAAAGGUUUUCCAUGAGUUCUUCGGGGGAGAUAACCCCUUUAAUGAGUUUUUUGAUGCAGAAGGAAAUGAGGUAGACUUGAAUUUUGGGGGACUCCGGGGCCGAGGGGUCAAGAAACAGGACCCCCCAAUCGAACGAGACUUCUACCUAUCCCUGGAGGACUUAUUCUUUGGCUGCACCAAGAAAAUUAAGAUCUCCCGAAGGGUGCUGAAUGAGGAUGGGUACUUCUCUACCAUCAUGGACAAGAUCCUCACGAUUGACGUGAAGCCUGGUUGGAGGCAGGGCACACGUAUCACCUUCGAGAAGGAAGGGGACCAGGGUCCCAACAUCAUCCCAGCCGAUAUCAUCUUCAUUGUAAAGGAGAAGCUACACCCUCGCUUCCGCAGGGAGAACGACAACCUCAUUUUUGUGAACUCCAUCCCCUUGGGCAAGGCUCUGACCUGCUGCACCGUGGAGGUGAAGACCCUAGAUGACCGUCUGCUCAAAAUCCCCAUCAAUGACAUCGUCCACCCCAGGUACUUCAAGAAGGUGCCAGGUGAGGGGAUGCCGUUGCCAGAGGACCCCACCAAGAAGGGGGACCUCUUCAUUUUCUUUGACAUCCAGUUCCCCACCUGCCUCACACCCCAGAAGAAGCAGAUGUUGCGCCAGGCGUUGCUGACAUAACUCUGGUGGGCUGGGGACUGGAGCAGGGGGAAGAGAAGGCUAGCUGGUCCUGACCCCACCCCUACCCCCAGCACGGGGUGUGCACGGGAGCCAGGCCACUGCACAGGCAUGACGUGAGGACCGGAUGGCAUGGGAUUUUAAACUGAUACAAUAAAGUGUUAUUUCCUAUC
Molecule: messenger RNA, 1788 nt
Organism: Orcinus orca (killer whale)
Lineage: Eukaryota; Metazoa; Chordata; Mammalia; Artiodactyla; Delphinidae
Gene: DNAJB13
Product: DnaJ heat shock protein family (Hsp40) member B13
Exons: 8
Coding region: 623-1618 (331 amino acids)
Cellular component (GO): cytosol
Molecular function (GO): protein-folding chaperone binding
Source: RefSeq, a predicted model, not a curated record